AGGCUGGGCCGGUGGGAGAGGGAGGCGAGCCGACCGCUGGGCUGCUGGGCUCCCGCGCCCUCGCGCUCCCCGCCGCCAGCCCAGGCGCAGGCAGGGCGCAGGCGGCGGCGGGCGGCAUGGAGAGCCUGCUGGAGAAUCCGGUGCGCGCCGUGCUCUACCUCAAGGAGCUCACGGCCAUCGUGCAGAACCAGCAGAGCCUCAUCCACACCCAGCGAGAGCGUAUCGACGAGCUGGAGCGGCGGCUGGACGAGCUGAGCGCUGAGAACCGCAGCCUGUGGGAGCACCAGCAGCUGCUGCAAGCCCAGCCUCCGCCCGGGCUCGUCCCCCCGUCAUCGGCCCCGCUGCCGGCCGCUCCGGCCACCGCUCCUGCCGCCGCCGCCAGGGCCCAGGAACCUCUCCAGGACCAGGGACAGCGCUCAGCAGCCGCGCCGCAUCCCGCGCCCGAUCGGCCGCCGCGUCAGCACCACGGACAGCUCCUGGAGCAGCCCCAGCGGGGCCCUGGCAGCAGGGCUCACACACCCCAGUCGCCCCACAAGCAUCUGGGGACACAAGGGGCCGUGACUGACAAGGAGAAGGAGCGUCCCCCGAGUUGCUGCGCUGCUGCCGGAGCCCUCCUUCAGCACAAAUCCCCCUCCGCCCUCGGCAAGGGCGUCCUGAGCAGGAGACCUGAGAAUGAGACCGUGCUGCACCAGUUCUGCUGCCCAGCCGCCGACGCCUGCUCCGACCUGGCCUCCCAAAGUGAUGGCUCCUGCACCCAGGCCGGUGGGGGCAUGGAGGACUCCGUGGUGGCAGCGGCGGCGGUGGCAGCCGGCAGACCCAGUGCCCAUGCCCCGAAGGCUCAAGCCCAGGAGCUGCAGGAGGAGGAGGAGCGGCCGGGGGCAGGGGCUGCCUCCCCAAGGGCUGGCCCCCAGCACAAGGCCUCCCCCGGCCGGCAGCAGCCUGCCCUGGCGACGGCGCUGUGCCCCCACGCCCCUGCCGCCUCCGAUUACGAACUCUCCCUUGACCUAAAGAAUAAACAGAUUGAAAUGCUAGAACAUAAGUACGGCGGUCACCUGGUGUCCCGGCGCGCCGCUUGCACCAUCCAAACCGCCUUCCGCCAAUACCAGCUCAGCAAGAACUUCGAGAAAAUCCGCAACUCGCUUCUGGAGAGCCGCCUGCCACGGCGGAUCUCCCUGCGCAAGGUGCGGUCACCCACGGCCGAGAGCCUGGCGGCCGAGAAAGCGCUCAUGGAGGGCUACGGCCUCGUGGGGCUGCCGCUGGUGCGCUCGCCCUCCCUGCCGCCCACCUUCGCAGGCACCCUCACCGAGCUGGAGGACUCCUUCACCGAGCAGGUGCAAUCCCUGGCCAAGUCCAUCGACGACGCGCUCAGCACGUGGAGCCUCAAGACCAUGUGCUCCCUGCGGGAGAGUGGCGCUUACCAGCUCCACCAGGCCCUGCAGGCGGCCGCGGGGCCCCCAGGCCUGGAGGCCGAGGGGCGGGCGCCGGAGAGCGCGGGCCCCGGGCCCGGGGAUGACGCCGCGGAGACCCCCGGCCUGCCCCCGGCCCACAGCGGGACCCUCAUGAUGGCUUUCCGGGACGUCACGGUGCAGAUCGCCAACCAGAACAUAUCCGUCUCCUCCUCCACGGCUCUGUCGGUGGCCAACUGCCUGGGCGCUCAGACGGUCCAGGCCCCCGCAGAGCCCGCGGCGGGCAAGGCCGAGCAGGGCGAGACCUCUGGGCGGGAGGCCCCGGAAGCCCCCGCCGUGGGCCGGGAGGACGCGUCAGCCGAGGACUCAUGCGCAGAGGCUGCGGCUAGUGGGGCGGCGGAUGGGGCCACAGCCCCCAAAACAGAGGAGGAAGAGGAGGAGGAGGAGACGGCGGAGGUGGGGAGAGGGGCCGAGGCCGAGGCAGGCGACUUGGAGCAGCUGAGCAGCAGCAGCACGUCCACCAAGUCCGCCAAGUCAGGCUCGGAGGCGUCGGCCUCCGCCUCCAAGGACGCCCUGCAGGCCAUGAUCCUGAGCCUGCCGCGCUACCACUGCGAGAACCCAGCCAGCUGCAAGUCGCCCACGCUCUCCACCGACACCCUGCGCAAGCGGCUCUACCGCAUCGGCCUCAACCUCUUCAACAUAAACCCCGACAAGGGCAUCCAGUUCCUGAUCUCACGCGGCUUCAUCCCGGACACCCCCAUCGGUGUGGCCCAUUUCCUCCUCCAGCGAAAGGGCCUCAGCCGCCAGAUGAUUGGAGAGUUCCUGGGCAACAGCAAGAAGCAGUUCAACCGCGACGUGCUGGACUGCGUGGUGGACGAGAUGGACUUCUCCAGCAUGGAGCUGGACGAGGCCCUGCGCAAGUUCCAGGCACACAUCCGUGUGCAGGGGGAGGCUCAGAAGGUGGAGCGGCUCAUUGAGGCCUUCAGCCAGCGCUACUGCAUGUGCAACCCCGAAGUGGUUCAGCAGUUCCACAACCCCGACACCAUCUUCAUCCUCGCCUUCGCCAUCAUCCUCCUCAACACCGACAUGUACAGCCCCAACAUCAAGCCUGACCGGAAGAUGAUGCUGGAGGACUUCAUCCGAAACCUUCGAGGUGUGGACGAUGGCGCUGACAUCCCCAGGGAGCUGGUGGUAGGCAUCUAUGAGAGGAUACAGCAGAAGGAGCUCAAGUCCAAUGAGGACCACGUCACGUACGUCACCAAGGUGGAGAAGUCCAUUGUGGGCAUGAAGACAGUGCUGUCCGUGCCCCACCGCCGCCUGGUGUGCUGCAGCCGGCUCUUCGAGGUGACGGAUGUGAACAAGCUGCAGAAGCAGGCAGCGCAUCAGAGGGAGGUGUUCCUCUUCAAUGACCUGCUGGUGAUUCUCAAACUUUGCCCGAAGAAGAAGAGCUCCUCCACGUACACCUUUUGCAAGUCAGUUGGCCUGCUGGGCAUGCAGUUCCAGCUCUUUGAGAACGAGUAUUACUCUCAUGGCAUCACACUGGUGACCCCGCUCUCGGGCUCCGAGAAGAAGCAGGUGCUGCAUUUCUGUGCCCUGGGCUCGGACGAGAUGCAGAAGUUCGUGGAGGACCUGAAGGAGUCCAUUGCUGAGGUGACGGAGCUGGAGCAGAUCCGAAUAGAGUGGGAGCUGGAGAAGCAGCAGGGAACAAAGACACUCUCCUUCAAGCCCUGCGGAGCCCAGGGGGACCCACAGUCAAAGCAAGGAUCGCCGACAGCCAAAAGGGAAGCCGCGCUCAGGGAGAGGCCGGCGGAGAGCACGGUGGAGGU
Messenger RNA from Homo sapiens (human), 3232 nucleotides. RefSeq names its product IQ motif and Sec7 domain ArfGEF 3 (gene IQSEC3). NCBI's taxonomy places the organism in Eukaryota, Metazoa, Chordata, Mammalia, Primates, Hominidae. Gene Ontology annotation, biological process: regulation of ARF protein signal transduction. The record is from RefSeq and is marked validated. Gene Ontology annotation, cellular component: postsynaptic specialization of symmetric synapse; glycinergic synapse; postsynaptic membrane. Gene Ontology annotation, molecular function: guanyl-nucleotide exchange factor activity.